AUGCCUUACACCUACUAUACAUCCUCUGCUACGGCAUGCACUGCCAACCCUAGCCACACCUACACCAACGACCAUGCUAGUACCACUGCCCAACACGGCUCAACUGGCACACGGGCUCGUCCAAAGGGCCAGAAACCACGAGUGGAUCAUGAAUAUAAUGGGAAUAAGGAAGAGCGCAUGAAGAAUGAUCUUAUCGGCAUCGGUGCCCACUUCGAAGGCAAGUAG
Messenger RNA from Diaporthe amygdali, 225 nucleotides. RefSeq lists its product as uncharacterized. The record is from RefSeq and is a predicted model, not a curated record. Bases 1 to 225 code for a protein of 74 amino acids. NCBI's taxonomy places the organism in Eukaryota, Fungi, Ascomycota, Sordariomycetes, Diaporthales, Diaporthaceae. The transcript is spliced from 2 exons.